This is a messenger RNA of Cajanus cajan (pigeon pea), 1375 nucleotides long. RefSeq names its product ribosome biogenesis protein BRX1 homolog 2. Gene Ontology annotation, biological process: ribosomal large subunit assembly; rRNA processing. NCBI's taxonomy places the organism in Eukaryota, Viridiplantae, Streptophyta, Magnoliopsida, Fabales, Fabaceae. The record is from RefSeq and is a predicted model, not a curated record. Gene Ontology annotation, cellular component: nucleolus. Gene Ontology annotation, molecular function: rRNA binding.
CACAGUCCUUCUAGGAAGUAGAAAAAACCCUUUGCCGCCAUUGCCGCAACUCAUUCAUUCGUGGCACCGCCGGCGAAGUUCGAGCCUCAUCUCUUUCCUCUGCAGAUAUUGAAGAAAAAAAGAAUGGGGAAGAAGAGAAAGCACAGUGAGAGAGGUGAAGGUGUGGCGCAGCCCAAAAAGGAAGAAGUUGCUCCAGAGAGACCUGCUAGGACCCUUCUGGGGUGGAAGGAUAAGAAUCAAGUCAAUAAUGAAGUUGAGGAUAAUGUUGAUUCACCUUUCUUUAGGAACAAAGAGAAGGUGUUGGUCACUUGCUCUAGGCGCAUCAAUUACAGGUACCGGCAUUUGAUGUUGAACUUGGUGUCACUUUUGCCUCAUUGCAAGAAGGAUAACAAGGUUGAAUCAAAGGAAACUAAAGGCGCCACCCUCAACGAGCUCGUUGAGCUCAAAAAUUGUUCCUCUUGUUUAUUUUUUGAGUGCCGGAAGUCAAAAGAUCUUUAUCUCUGGAUGGCAAAAUGCCCCAAUGGCCCAUCUGUAAAAUUUUUAGUUAGUGCUGUUCACACAAUGGAGGAAUUGAAGCUCACGGGCAAUCAUUUAAGUGGUUCUCGUCCUAUUUUGACAUUUUCAGAAAAUUUUGAAAAAGAUGCACAUUGGAAACUGUUAAAGGAGAUGUUGUUACAGAUAUUUGAAACACCAAAGGACCACAGAAAGGCUAAGCCUUUCCAUGAUCACGUUUUUGUUUUCUCAAUAGUUGAUGACCACAUUUGGUUCCGGAAUUACCAGAUCUCUGUUCAUCAUAAUGAGACAGACAAAUUGCCUAGAGGAGGCCUUGAUAAAAUGACAUUGAUUGAGGUCGGUCCACGGUUCUGCUUGAACCCAAUUAAAAUAUUUGGUGGCAGUUUUGGAGGCCCUACUUUAUAUGAGAAUCCGUUCUACGUGUCACCAAAUCAGAUUCGAGCUUUGGAGAAAAAGAAGAAAGUUGGAAAGUUUGCAAAGAAGGUCAAAGCCAAGACAAGGAGGAAAAUGCAUGAGAUGUCUAAUCCUCUGGAGCCUGAUGAGUUUGCAGAUAUGUGGAAAGAUUGAUUUUAAAUACAAUUGCAGCUACCACAAAAAAGUAAGAAAAAUUUAUAUUUCACCUUAUAUCAUCCAUUUCAUUGUGAAAUGGUAUAUUUAAGUUGGCAGCUGAUGAUUUGUAGCAGAUUUUGAUGUGAAUUGAUUUUUAUAUGUUCAGUUGGAGAUAUAGGCUUUAUUUUUGUUUAUGAAAAAGGGAGACCUUUGUGAUUCUAUGAUGUUAUUUUUUUGUAGUUCUAGUGGGUGCUGGUUAUUCUCUUAAAAUACAUUGAUUUGGUGGAAAUUAAAUUUUGUCUUAGAAGGUUUA